UGUAAAUUAGCUGCUGGAACGACUAUUGGAAGCCUCAUCGCCUUCCAACAAUUAAAUAAGCAAAACGCGAAGAAAAGCGAUUCGGAAAGGAAAGGCUCGUUGCCGCGGACGAAUAUAAAACCAGGAAAUCAGUAAGAAUAAUACUGCUUCUUUAGCAAAUACGCAUACGGAAGAGGUGGCACAGCAGGAACGAAAAACGUAACCGAAAAACACUCAAAAGUCCAGCGGAGCUUCCAGGUGGAGAUGCCCCAGAUGAGGGCAGCGGCCGCUGAGGCGGUGGCCGGCGGCAGCACCAAUGGACAGCCGCUGGUUAAGAUCGGGCACUAUCAACUAGGCGCUACACUGGGCACCGGAACUUUCGGCAAGGUUAAGAUCGGCGAGCACCAAAUCACCCGUGUUAAGGUGGCCGUGAAGAUACUCAACCGGCAGAAGAUUAAAAGCCUGGACGUCGUGGGCAAGAUCCGGCGUGAGAUCCAGAAUCUGAAGCUUUUUCGCCAUCCUCACAUAAUCAAGUUGUACCAGGUCAUAUCCACGCCUUCGGACAUCUUUAUGAUAAUGGAAUACGUAAGCGGUGGCGAGCUAUUCGACUACAUCGUAAAGCAUGGCAAGCUUCAGGAGCACCAGGCUCGUCGCUUCUUCCAGCAAAUUAUCUCUGGUGUGGACUACUGUCAUCGGCAUAUGAUCGUGCACCGGGACUUAAAACCCGAGAACCUGCUGCUUGACCACAACAUGCACGUGAAGAUCGCCGACUUCGGGCUCUCGAACAUGAUGCUUGAUGGAGAGUUUUUGCGCACCUCCUGUGGAUCUCCUAACUACGCGGCUCCCGAGGUGAUCUCCGGUAAGCUUUACGCAGGACCCGAGGUGGACAUCUGGUCGUGUGGCGUUAUCCUUUAUGCCCUGCUGUGCGGGACGCUGCCCUUCGACGAUGAGCAUGUACCCACUCUGUUUCGCAAGAUCAAGUCGGGCAUCUUUCCGAUACCCGAGUACCUUAACAAACAGGUGGUGAACCUCGUGUGCCAGAUGCUACAGGUGGACCCGCUCAAACGGGCCAACAUUGAGGAGAUUAAAAAGCACGAGUGGUUCCAGAAGGACCUUCCGGCUUAUCUUUUCCCCUCGUCGAUAGAGCAGGACUCCAAUGUGAUCGACACUUAUGCGGUGGCCGAGGUGUGCACCAAGUUCGGCGUCAAAGAGACCGAAGUGCACAAUUCGCUGCUCAGUGGGGAUCCGCAUGACCAGUUAGCUAUCGCCUACCAUCUAAUUAUCGACAACAAGCGCUUUGCCGAUGAUGCGGCUAAUCAAAUAAACGAGAUUAACAAUUUCUUUGUGGCCGGUUCGCCUCCACCACCGCCUCCCCUGCCAGUCCCGCAGUCGACGAUGGACCACCAGGCCCCUCUGGCUACCGUUACAGUAGGCGGAGGCACUGCUGCCAGCUCGGGGACGGCUACGCCCGUUCCUCUCUGUUCUGGCGGCACGCCUAGUAACACCAUUCGACCUCAUCCAGAGCGGAUUGCGCCAAUGCGGGACCGUCAGUUGGCCAUGUCCGUUCAGACAUCAGGUGGCGGAGCAUUCCCGGAGAAAACAGCACGAGGAGGUACACCCAUCAAGCGCGCCAAAUGGCAUUUAGGCAUCAGGUCACAGAGCAAGCCGAACGACAUAAUGCUGGAGGUGUACCGGGCAAUGAAGGCCCUUAGCUACGAGUGGAAAAUUAUCAAUCCGUACCACGUCCGUGUGCGGCGACAGAAUGUGAAGACGGGCAAGUUCUCGAAGAUGUCGCUACAGCUCUACCAGGUAGACGCGAAGAGCUAUCUGCUCGAUUUCAAGUCGCUGACUAACGACGAGGUUGAGCAGGGUGACGACGUCAUAAUGGAGAGUCUUACCCCACCGCCACUUAGCGUAUCAGGGGUAAUGCCGCUUCAGCCAACCGGGCAUCACACCAUGGAGUUCUUCGAGAUGUGCGCGGCCUUAAUUAUCCAGCUCGCGCGCUGAUAAAGAAGUGACCGCCGUUGGUCGCAGCGGAUUCGAUGGGAUCUUCUCAGAUGGUGAUCUGUCCUCGGUCCACCCUGAGGAUUACCCAUUACUCAGAAAACACAGUCUCACAGAGGAAAGCUACAUAGGCAUGGAGUUCGGACUAAAGUUAUUAAAAUCGAAACAACCACUAUUGAUUUCAGUCGGAAUCGAAAUUGAAACAUGUUUUUCAAUAUCGAUGUAAUAUCCGAGUAUGCUUUUUUUAAUAGAUGCAACUGUUGCAUGAACAAUAAGUUAGCAUCCUGUGGCCGCUCGGAAAGUAGAACUUAAAUUUCUUUAAAAUUAUGCUAUUGCAAGCCUACCUUAACCACCUUAACUGAAAUAGGAUCGACCAACAAACUUUUAUACUCUGACAUCAGCUUCCCUUUGUGUGGCUGUGUAAUCUAAAUAGAGUUUAAAUUCGGACGACCGCCAGCUGUUACCGCUUUGCUACCGUAACCCGUUUUGCCGUAUCCUUCCGCUUCCGGUUAGUAUAAGUUUGUAGGUUCCGCCCCGCACUUCGCCGCGCGGUCGGCGGGUCGGUCUGCUUAUGUUCUGUUUAUAUUUCGAUUUCUGUUUAUAUAUAUAUGUUGAGUUAUUAUUUUACCCGAAACCGUAUGUGUACUUGUAUUUCUAUAAUAUGAACCUCGUCUGGGGAUUUUGUUAUAUUACAACCAGAUUUGGGCGAGUGAGUUUUAUGUAUCUAUGUAAACCAAAAAAUAAAGCGAUCCAUUAAUAUUCUAAAUCGA
Molecule: messenger RNA, 2753 nt
Organism: Drosophila eugracilis
Lineage: Eukaryota; Metazoa; Arthropoda; Insecta; Diptera; Drosophilidae
Gene: AMPKalpha
Product: 5'-AMP-activated protein kinase catalytic subunit alpha-2
Exons: 3
Coding region: 244-1986 (580 amino acids)
Biological process (GO): protein phosphorylation; intracellular signal transduction
Cellular component (GO): cytoplasm
Molecular function (GO): protein serine/threonine kinase activity; ATP binding
Source: RefSeq, a predicted model, not a curated record